AUGGUAUGGUUUUGCUCUGGCUACGGUGUACUCUUGACCAGUUUGCAGUGCCGUUUGGGGCUACGAGGCUCCUUGAAUUUCUGCCAACAUCCUUCUCCCUGUUCAGACCCAGAACCGUUCCCGAUUCGCCUCCGAGCCCGAGCCCCAGGCCAGCGCUCCUCUGCGGGCUCUCCGGGUCUCUCCAAGUCGAUAAUCGGGCAGCUCUCCACAACAGACCGCCGCUCUGCUCGGAGCUGCAGACCUACGUUCCUUGUGGCAGCUCCCUGGAACAUCAGGCCUGGAGCAAACUUGACGGUUGGGGUAGCUCUGCUGCCGGACAGCCCAGCACAGGUCACCGUAAAGGGAGAAGUGAUCAGAGAUAACGAGACCAUCUUGAGCCGGGAAAUGGUCUUUGAGAAAGAUACCUUUGGGACUCUUGUUCUUCCAGUACUGCCUCUGAACAGUGCUUCUGGGAAUUAUGAAUUACUGGUGGAGGGCCGUGCUGGUGGCCAGCUCAUCUUCUCUAACCGUACCAGCCUGAUGUACGUGUCAAAGAGCACCUCUGUAUUCAUCCAGACUGAUAAAGCCAUGUAUAAACCAGGACAAGAUGUGCUCUUCCGGAUUGUCACUGUCUAUCCUGAUCUUAAACCUUACAGAGUGUCUCUGAAUAUCUAUAUCCGAGAUCCUCGGAAGAAGUUGAUUCAGCAGUGGUUGAUGGAGGAGGGUGAUUUGGGUGUAGUUUCCAAAAAAUUUCAGUUAUCAAUGAGCCCUCCACUAGGAGACUGGUCCAUAGAGGUGGAACUGAAUGGUCAAGUUCAUUAUCAAAGAUUUCAAGUGAUGGAAUAUGUGUUACCAAAAUUUGAUGUCAUGAUAACAACACCCUUAUACUACUCUUUGAGAGAUGAAGAUGUAACUGGUGUUGUCUCUGCAAAGUACACAUACGGAAAGCCAGUAAAGGGAACUGUAACAAUCACUUGCCUUUCUGUUUCUUACUGGACAAACAAGAGAAAUAUAACAACAACAAUGGAGAUAAAUGGAUCUGUGAAUGUAACCUGUAACAAGCUAAUGCUGCAAAACUUGAAUGCUGAGCAAUCGUGGCACCACGGUGGCAGCGAUUACACAGAGCCGAUAGAAAUGAUUGCGGUGGUGACUGAGUCACUCACAGGUGUCUCCCAAAAUUCAAGUACCAUCAUAUUUCCAAAGCAAAGUGAGUUUGCCUUGGAUUUUUAUCUAAAGGUGUCUCGUUCUGAUAGCAACCAGCUGACAGCUGAAGAGAGGCAGAAUCUUGUAACAAUCACUGCACAACAGUCAGACCUGCUUUUCCAUCACUCUUCAUUUUCUCACAUGGAAAAUGAGGCAACAGAGGAGAGAAAUCUGACAGUUCACGUCCUGAACUACACAGUUCCAGAAAAUGGAGUAAUUGAUGUUGAAUUUCCAAUCCUGUCUGAUACAAAAACUCUGAGAGUUCAGGCAGAGUUCCUCAGCAGUAAGACUGACAUAGGUGUUUAUGAUGUGUUCAGCUCCCCCAGUCAGACUUAUCUCCAGGUUAAAACAAGGAGCCAGGAUAUAAAGGCUGGGAAGCCUUUUGAGCUGAGCAUUGCAAGCAACAAGCCAGUGAGAGAGUAUCACUAUCUGGUAUUAUCUAAGGAAGAAAUUAUGGCUUUUGGCACAAAGUCUACAAAAUCAUUCACUUUAACAGCAGAAAAUUCCUGGGCUCCUUUGAUAUCUGUACUUGUAUUCUAUGUAGAUGAGCUUGGAGUGGUUGUAAAUGAUGCUCUCACUGUCCCCAUCCAGCCUGCCUUGGAUGACAAGAUUAAAAUCUCUUGGAGCAAAGAUAAGGCCAAGCCAUCUGAGAAAGUCUCCCUUAAAAUCAGUACAACAGAGCCAGGAUCAGUAGUUGGACUCUCAGUUGUUGAUAAAAGUGCAAAGCUUCUGGGAGAAAGUAGUGACAUAACAGAAGAAUCUGUCCUCCAUGAGCUCAAUUUAUACAGCACAGUGCAGUAUUUCCCCCUGGUCAGAGGUUCUUUUGGUGUAUUUCAGAAAUGCAGCCUUUGGGUAUCAACUGAUGCAGUUCUUGAGGAGGAUAAGGAACAUUUUCUUUAUGAUGGAAUGAUACCUAUAGAGGAUGGUUUCGGUGAUGAUAUGUCGAUAUCUAAAAAUGGACCUCCUGAUUUCAGCAAUCUCUAUGUGAGGACACAUUUUCCAGAGACUUGGCUUUGGAUUGACACUAAAAUGAGGUCUGACACAGAAACCACAGUGGAUGCCAUAGUACCUGAUACCAUCACAUCCUGGGUAGCCAGUGCUUUUGUGAUCUCUGAAAACGGCGGGCUUGGAGUGACGACUGCUCCGGUGGAGCUACAAGUUUUUCAGCCUUUUUUUGUUUUCCUGAACCUUCCAUACUCCAUCAUCAGAGGAGAGCAGUUCAUUUUGGAAGUGAACAUCUUUAAUUAUUUGAAAGAAGAAGCUGAGGUUACUGUGAUCCUGGAUAUGAAUGAUGCUUUUGAAGUUAUUCUAACAUCCAAUGAAAUAAAUGCUACAGCAAAUCAACAAUCCAUAUCUGUACCAAGUGAAGAUGGGAAAACUGUUCAAUUCCCAAUCAAACCAAAACAGCUGGGAGAAAUUCCCAUCAAAGUGACAGCAAUAUCAUCUGCUGCUUCUGAUGCUGUUAUCCAGAAAGUUUUAGUGAAGGCUGAAGGAUUGGAACAGACGUAUUCUCAGACAGUCCUUUUGGAUUUGACUGGGAAUAAACGACAAGCAGUGUCAAAAUCUUUGGAAUUCACUUUUCCUUCUGAUGUUGUAAGUGGCAGUGAGAGAGUGCAGGUCACUGCUGUUGGUGAUUUACUUGGGCCUUCUAUCAACGGUUUGUCAUCAUUGAUUAAGAUGCCUUAUGGCUGUGGUGAACAGAAUAUGAUCAAUUUUGCUCCGAAUGUUUAUGUUUUGCAAUACUUGAUUAAAACCAGGCAGCUGAGAGAGGAUAUUAGAUCAAAAGCGGUAUCGUUUAUGAGAAAAGGCUACCAAAGAGAGCUGCUUUUCCAGAGGGAUGAUGGCUCUUUUAGUGCCUUUGGAAAUGAAGAUCCCUCUGGGAGCACAUGUAUUGAUGGUUUGGAAGAUGAAGAUUAUUUGCCUGUACUGGCAGCUCUGUUCCAGGAGCCUGGGAAAGUGUUAAACAGUGAUCUUCAAGGAGGCACCAAUAACCCAAUUACUCUCACAGCUUACAUCAUGUCAUCCCUCCUGGGGUUCCCAGAUAAACAGCAUGCUUAUGCCAUCAAGACUGCUACAAAUUUUCUAGAAGAUAAAUUAGAAGAAGGCAUUUCAGAUAAUUACACAUUGGCACUUGUGACAUAUGCAUUGUCCUGGGCAAAAAGUGCAAGAGCGAAGGAAGCACUGAAUAUAUUGAACCAGAGAGCAGAACGCCAAGGAGAAUUUUGUUUCUGGGUAACACCUGCUUCUGAAAUUUCUGACUCAUGGCAGCCACGGUCCAUUGAUAUUGAACUUGCAGCAUACGCUCUUCUCUCUCACUUUCAUCAAGACAGAUUUGCUGAGGGAAUCCCUAUUAUGAAAUGGUUAAGUCAUCAAAGAAAUCACCUUGGGGGAUUUUCAUCUACUCAGGACACAGUGGUGGCUCUACAAGCAUUGAGUCUGUUUGCAGCUCUCACUGCAGCAAGCAAAACAGAAAUGGAUGUAACAGUGACGGCCCCUUCUUUGGAAAUGCCAGAAACAUUCUCAAUUGAUACUCGAAACCGUUUCCUGCUUCAGACUAAGGAGAUUCCCCCUGCACAGCAAAUGACAAUUACAGUGUCAGCGGAGGGAAUGGGAUUUGCUGUCUUUCAGCUCAAUGUUAUGUACAACACAAAACACACCGAUCAGAGGCUCAGAUCUGUCCAAAAUCAAGAAGCCUUUGACUUGAAUGUUGAUGUAAAAGAUGAUAAAGAUGAUAAAAACCACUUGACUUUGAAUGUGUGCACAAGGUACUUUGGUUCUGGCACAGCUCCCAGUAGUGGUAUGGUCCUCAUGGAGGUUGGCUUACUCAGUGGUUUCUCUGUGUCACCAGAUUUUGUUCCAUUAGACAAUACAGUUAAGAAGAUGGAAAAAGACAAUGGAAAAGUCAACCUAUACUUAGACUCUCUUAAUGGAACACAGGUUUGUGUGGAUAUUCCGGCUACGAGAGACUUCAAGGUGGCAAAUAUCCAAGAUGCUUCAGUGACUGUAGUGGAUUACUAUGAACCUAGGAGAAGAGCAGUGAGAAGCUAUAACUCAGAAGUAAUGCAAAGUGUAACCUCUUGUGACUUCUGUGAAAGUGAUUGCAACCUUUGCCACCGAGACGGUUCUGCAGCCUUGCUUCAGCACUCUUCAUUGGCCUCCUUGUUCUGUGUACUCUUUGUCAUCCAUGUAAACUUGCUGUGCAGUUGGGUGCUGUAAAAGAUUAUGUUUCACAUCUAAGGUUUCCAUUAAUUAUCCAAAGAAAAUUUUAUGUUCAGAUACCAGCCCGUCUUUAGUGAUUACCAUGACCAAACUCCUGCUGUGUUCAGGGAGAACUGGGCUGGCCCAUAUGGUAAAUUUUCUGGCUGUGCCAGAAAACUUCUGCAAGUGUCUGCUGGAAAAGCUUUCCAAGUGUUAGUUUCAUACUGAAUUUAUAUUCUGAAGAAGCACGGAGUUACUGACAAAGCAGUAUGAUGAAAAGUAAACUUAGUUCCAUAUUCCCACUUUGUUAUUACCCCAGCUUCCAACUGUGCUUUUUUUUUUAGAGAUGCAUGUUUUACCAUGCUUUUCCAAAACACUGUGCUUCUCCAUUAGGGAGUUGAUGGGCAAUGAUAGGAGCUUGGUAUCAGAGCUCACUUUGUUCUGUUCUGAAGAUGAGACACUCCACAUUAAUACUGAAUUUCUCUGUGUGCUCUCAUGGGGAAUACUAUGAAAAAAAAAAAAGAAGGAGCUGGCUUCAGAGCAGAUCUAAGAGCCAAAAAGUACUGCAUUUACAAACUGCUGAAUGCUCCAGAAAGCUGUCAGUCUUCUUUUUUUUUUUAGUCUUUUCAGAGAAGGUAGGCAGACUUUUUUGUCAAUUCAUAAGCUAAUCAUGCUUGAAAAUAAGGCCUCAGGAUGUUCUCAUGCAUUUUAGUCUGAAAGGCUUUUUACUGUAAACACAUCAAAGAUAAAGUUUGUUUUUCAGACUUAAUUUUUCCAGGGUUAUUCAGAAACAAAUGCAAUUCUCUUUCUGUGUGAGAAUGCUGGUGUCAAUUGGCAUAUAUUUAUGGCCAGAUGAAGGAAGUUUGCUUUGAACCUGUUCUGGUUUUUUGGUGUCUCCUAGAAACGUCACUCUGGGGCAUCAUUUAUGUCUUGCGCUUUCAGUGUCUUGUCAACAGUUCAGGAGGCAUAACCCCAAACAGUUGUUUACUGCUCUCAGUACCAUGUGAGUUGGUGGCCCUGGAUGCCACCUGUGCCCCCUGUUUCUGGUGGUGGCUUUAGGAGGCAUGGGCUGCAUAUGUGUUCAGUCCAGCCAAACAAUCCACAUGCUUGCUUAACUUCAACCACAUCCUUGUAUGUUCAAGGGCUCUGCUGAAGUGGAAUGGAGGAGGGCAAUGCUGAAAAGUAGCAGGCACUUUUACACCCAAACCUGCUCUUUGCACAUGGGGAGAAUUCCAGGUCUCUGUGAGUGUGGAAAUGUGUGAGCUUGGGAGCUUGUUGCUCCUGGGUGAAUGUAUGAAUGCCUUCCUUGUCUGGCAACCAAUCUGUCCUUCUUGUGCACUACCUGUAACAUCUAAUGCUUAAUUCUUUUUGAUGAGGCAGCCAAGCUGUUACACUCAUACUUACUAAAAUGAAGUUAUUAGCUGUAAUGCUGACUAAGGUGGAAAUUAUAAUUUCUAUUGAUUCCUUUUCUUUCACACCUUUUAGAGACUAAAUGUGUUUUUUGUGCACAUGUAAUAAUAUAGUAGUCACUUUCCUUGGGCAAUUUCUAAUUUUUAUUCAAUUUUUGCUACUGCUUAAAAUGUAUAUUUUUGUAUUUAUGCUCAUCUAUAAUGUUGUUCACGGAAGAAAUUUUGCAUAGUAGCAUGGGAAAAAGCCUGAACUUCCUGAACUGGGGAUGCCUUCUAAUACAAAUGUAUAGGUUUUAACUGCAGAACUAGUUUAGAUGGGGUUAUUUGUCUUACUUCACCUGUUUUUGGAAUUGACAAUGUUUUUCACAAAUUUGAAGUUCUGUCCUGUUUCUCAGGCAGAGCUUAGGCCUGGUUUUUCAUAGUCAUUCAUGCUUCUCACUUGCCCUUGGUGUGUUUUGGAUUUAGCCUUUUGAGUAGUUAAUUAGUGCCUGAUCAGUGUUGUGCUGCUCUGACCUACAUGAAGUAAUGUAUUUAUUGAAGCCAAAAACACUGCUUAGUCAGUAGGGUGCAGAAUCUCGCCCUAUGUAAGCCAUUCACUUGGUUACAUGGGUCCAAUGCUAAGAGAAACAAAGAUACAGACUUAAACACAUCUCUGCAUCUCAAAAACCUUUAUUCAUUUAUGGGAGCCUAAAUUGAACUGUGCCAAGUUAAGAGCUGGAAAAAUGUUUCAUCUAAGCUGGGAUGUGUUUUGCUGUGGGUUUGAUUUUCUUAUGACCUAUGAAAGUUGGUCUUCUCUUUCUUUGAGAACAGCAGACUUGACAUGUCAUUUGCCUUCCUUUAAUAUAAUUUCAAAAACCCAAAGCUCACAUGCUUCCAGGUUUUUUCUAUACAUAGGGUUUCUAAUAGGGACAUUGGUACCUGAUUAAUGAUAGGAUAAAGGGUCUUAUUUUCUAGACAAGAUGUACUGGAGAUAAAUUGCUCUUUUGCAGUAGAUAAUAGGAAUAAAUUAGUUCUGUUUUGCAUGCAGUCCAAUCUUCCUGAAAAUCCUCCAAGAAAAACGGAUUUAAACUGCUUAGUUGAGUUUUGGACAGCACAGCUUUUACUAGUAUUCCCUUACAUUUGUUUCUGAGACAAACAACACAUGUUUUUAAAUUACUUUUGGCUGCUUUGCACACUAUAUUAAGAAUCAUCAGUCAUAAUGCACCAUGUCAGGGAAAUUGUUGGAGUCAGUGAAUAAACAUCCUCUUUUAUUUUACUUUAUUUUAUACAGCAGGCAUAUUAUUGUAGGCAUCCAAAUCUGCAUCUGUAUCAAGCUAUUUUAAAGGAACCAUGUACGUUGUAUGACUUUAAACAAAUGCUUACACCAGGUGGCCUUUAACAUUUCUGCAUCAGUGCCUUCAGUCACUUUGCAGUAGUGGCUGGUGCUUUGAAUGAAUUGCAGAGGAUAAAAUUUGUACUUUGUGGGCAGUGAAUGGAACAGCAGAAAUGCAAUAUUGCUCAGCAUAAUGACUUUUUUUGUUUUCCUCAUUGUUGUGUGGGAACCUUUACACUAAUGCUCAGCAUAUAUAUUAUCCCCAUUGCUGUAUAAUAUCCAUUUUGGAUGUUAGGGGUGUCGUGUUCCCACUGAAAUUGGUAGGAAAUCUUGUAGCAAAAAUUCUUUUGGAUCUCUUUAGCAAUACGGUCUAUAAGGAGCUUUAAGGAGUGAUGCUAAAAGCAUUCAUGAAAAGCUAUUUUGUGAUGGAGUCUUAAUGUUGUAUUGUGUGAACAUUUCUGCUGUUCAUUGAAAUCUGAAUGUGUGCUGGUACUUCCCAUGCUCUUUUCACCCACAGGGUGUGAAUGGGCAUGGUCUGUCUAGAGGCCUUAAUAUGCUAUUGAAUCAGUAAGAAAUAUUUAUUUAGGAUUGAGUCUAAAACAAAACUGUAAUGCAUUUUAACGGUGUUCUCCCCAAAUUCUGCCUCUGCUAUCAUCCAUCACCUUAGCUGAGGGUUUCUCUAAAGGUUUCAAUGUGGGAGUCAUUUAGAGAUCUUCUAUACUAAAUUCUGCUGUACAGAAUGUUUGGUUCCCAGCAUGGCAGCUCCAUAGAAUUGUUUAUGUUGGAAAAGACCUUUAAAAUCAUUGGGUCCAACCAUUAAGCCAGCUUUGCCAAGUCCAUCACUAGACCGUGUCUGCAAGUGCCACGCCUGAACUCUUUGUAAAUAGCCCCAGGGAUGGUGGCACCACUGCUUCCAUUGGCAGCCUGUUCUGAUGCUUAACAGUGAAGAAAUUUUUCCCAAUAUUCAAGCUAAACAUCCCCUGGCACAACUGGUAUCAAACACAAGCAGUGCAGAUAUUCCCAGUUAGCUUCCAUAUCAUGUGCUCCUGUUCACUUCACAAGCAGGAGCUUGUGGUUUGUGCACAUCAGUGGCACAUGCUAAAAGGGAGAGGUGGCCAGACGGGUGCAGGAGAAACAUGAGAGCCAUAUCCAGUGUUCACAGAAUCAUAGAAGGUGAAGGGGUUGGAAUGGACCUUACAGAUCAUUUUGUCCCAGCCUCCCUUGCCAUAGACAGGGACACCUCCCACUAGAUCAGGUUUCUCAAUACCUCGCCCAGCCUGGCCUUGAACGCUGCCAGGGUAGGGGCAUUCACAACCCCACUGGGCAACCUGUUCUGGUGUCUCAUUAACCUCACAGUAAAAAACUCCUGAAUAUCUAUUCUAAGUUUCCCUUCUUUCAGUUGGAACUCAUUACUCCUUGCCCUGUUAGUACCGCUCCUGACAGAGUCCCUCUCAGGCUUCCCUGCAGGCCCCCUCCAGAAGGUUGCUGUGAGGUCUCCACACAACUUUCUCUUCUCCAGGCGAACAGUCCCAACUUUCCCAGCCUGUCUUCACAGGGGAAGUGCUUCAGUCCUCUUAUCAGCUUCAUGGCCUUCCUCUGAACUUGCUCCAACACUUCCAUGUCCUUCUUAUAUGACAGGCCUAAGAUGCAAACAUCAAUUUUUGGUUUUCAAAAUAUUAUCCUAGCAAUAUUUCUCUGAAUACGUUGUUCAAGUUGGUAUGAAUAUUGACAGUAUUUGAUUUUAGCUGAGUCCUGCAGAAAGCUUUUGCAUGCACUGAGCUGUUACAGGCUGCAGUGUUCUGCAAUGUGCAAUGUGUGUGCAUAAACACAAGAUCGUCACAAAGUGCCCAAACAAACAAUGCUGUGUAGUGUUCUGUUUCUAGGAAAGAAUAUAUUAGAAAGCAACUAGUGCCUAAUGGCAUAAUUUUUCUGUCUGAAGCACUAAGAAAGAGGAUUCAAUUUUAACUCUAAUGUUUCAUUAUAUUUUUGUUAUAACAUUUCUUCUUCUACUAUAAGUCCCUUAUGCAGUGAACUAUCUCUAUGUGAUCUGAAGAUUUUGAAAUUAGGUGCUUAAUUAAUUUAUAAAACAUAACAGCAGUUGUUUCCUUUUCACCAUAUCAAAAUAUUUCACUUCCGCAUUGUUUUUUAUUCAUUUUAAUGUAUUUCUGUGUGUCAAAUGGAAAGGCCAUUGCUUUAUUGCUAUUCUAAGCAAUAAAAGCUGAUAGUGUGCUAUAUUAGAUUAAUCUAAUGAUUACUUUUCCUAUAGAUAGCUUAUUUUCAGAUAGGUAUGAACAUUAAUUCCUUAUGUGCUGCAUUUGAGUCACCAGUACUCCAGUAUAAGAUUUAUCUUUAAAUUCAAAUGAUUAAUUGCAUUUCUUAGUAGCUACCCAAAAAACUUCAUCAGCAUUGCUCAUAUCUUAUAAUGUUAUAUUAUGAACAGGGGUUUUUUUUUGUGUUUUUUUGUUUUGUUAGAUUGUAUGGGAUACUAAAUACAAAGAAGAAAAUAAAAAUAUGCUUGCUCAGUGGAAGUAUAUAAGCAGGUAUAAUGUCCUACUGACUGGCACAUCUCUUCUUUUUCCAUAUCAGUCCUUAAACAAUUCGAACUAAAAUUCUUGACUGCUUUGUGACAUAUUCAUUUACCCAACUGGAUCUAUGUUAGGAUCAUCAUUUACAUUUUCACUUUUGAUCAAAUCAGAUAUCGCAGAAAAAUAAUGCUUUUAUGGGCUGUUUUGAGCAAACAGAGGUGAACUAACAUGCCAACUAUGCAAAUAGCUUCUCUCUUUUCAAGUAAUAAAGCAAAUGUUAAGGAACUAGACUGUUUCAAAGGACCUUGGAAGAUUGUCAUUAGUUUAUUUUUCUUCAAAUAAAGUUUGCAAUAGCUAUUUUUAAAUGCUAUUAAAGAUGACUUUUAAUAAUACA
Messenger RNA from Cyanistes caeruleus (blue tit), 10020 nucleotides. The record is from RefSeq and is a predicted model, not a curated record. Lineage: Eukaryota; Metazoa; Chordata; Aves; Passeriformes; Paridae.